Molecule: messenger RNA, 309 nt
Organism: Parnassius apollo (apollo)
Lineage: Eukaryota; Metazoa; Arthropoda; Insecta; Lepidoptera; Papilionidae
Source: the annotation of a GenBank genome assembly
AUGGAUCAAGAUUUUUCAUUAACUUUAUUGGAUAUGGGCUUUGCUGUGGUGAUGUUAAUGUCUGAAUGUAAUAUGGAGAUGAUGAUGGCUGAAUGUAAUUUGGGGAUGGUGAUGGGUGGCUUUGUUGUGGUGAUGUUAAUAUCUGAAUGUGAUAUGGAGAUGACGAUGACUGAAUGUAUUUUGGAGAUGGUGGUGGGUGGCUUUGUUGUGUUAAUGACUGAAUGUGAUACGGAGAUGAUGAUAACUGAAUGUAAUCUGGGGAUGGUGAUAGUCGGGUAUAUUGUGGUGAUGACGAAAUCUGAAAAAUAA